This is a messenger RNA of Rana temporaria (common frog), 3262 nucleotides long. It is a transcript of the gene EEF2K, whose product is annotated as eukaryotic elongation factor 2 kinase. The record is from RefSeq and is a predicted model, not a curated record. The coding region runs from base 277 to 2523 and encodes 748 amino acids. Gene Ontology annotation, biological process: protein phosphorylation. Lineage: Eukaryota; Metazoa; Chordata; Amphibia; Anura; Ranidae. Gene Ontology annotation, molecular function: calmodulin binding; ATP binding; elongation factor-2 kinase activity. The transcript has 20 exons.
CAAUGGGCGGUGACGGGGCGGGGCUCCAGCAGACAGCAGGAAUUAGUGUUUUUGUAGAAGGGGGAUUGCAGUCUUCCAUCCAGUCCGGGUCAGUCUCAUUGUGUGAGCUUCCUGUACACCCAGAGAGGAGAAAUCUUCACCCAUCACACCUCUCCAUCCACAGCAAGGUGCCCACCGGGUGUGAGGUCUGUGCCAGGCCUUUUCCUGAAUGCAAAUCUACAUCAGCAGUCUGGCUAGAUCAGUCAUCCAACGAAUAUUGCCGACAUCCCUGACACAAUGGCAGACGAAGAUCUCAUGUUUAGGAUGGAGGGGCUGGAUAAUGGUCACAUUUUAAAGGAUUGCAAAGGUGACAGCGAUGAGGAGGACAAUUACUUCAUCUGCCCCAUCACAGAUGACUACUCAUCAUCACCCCAUGAUUCUAAGAAGAAAAAGACGCGCUUGUUUGGCAGUCUUCCAAAGGCAAACGACUAUGGAAGCAGUUCAUCGCCUAGAAACAGUUUCAGGAGUGACAAACACCACAAUAAUAAGCAUGGCUGCUUGACUGAGCGAGGUCGGGAGGCCUGGAGACAUGCCAUCCAGAAAGCCAAGCAGAUGCCUGACCCAUGGGCAGAGUUCCAUUUGGAAGACAUAGAAACGGAGCAUGCGACCCGACACAGAUACAACGCCGUGUCUGGCCAAUGGGUACAGGAUGAUGUCUUAAUCAAAAUGGCUUCUCAGGCAUUUGGCCGAGGUGCAAUGAGAGAAUGCUACCGGACGAAGAAGUUGUCUAAUUUCUCUCACAGUCAGCAGUGGAAAGGUGCUUAUAACUAUGUAUCCAAGCGGUACUUAGAGACUGUAGACAGAGAUGUCUAUUUUGAAGAUGUCCGACUUCAAAUGGAGGCCAAGCUAUGGGGGGAGGAGUACAACCGGCAUAAACCACCAAAGCAGGUGGACAUCGUGCAGAUGUGUAUCCUGGAGAUGAAAGACAGACCUGGAAAACCAUUGUUCCACCUUGAACAUUACAUUGAGGGCAAAUACAUCAAAUAUAACUCCAAUUCUGGAUAUGUCAAAGAUGACAAUAUUCGUCUCACCCCACAGGCUUUCAGUCACUUUACAUUUGAACGAUCAGGACAUCAGCUGAUUGUUGUUGAUAUUCAAGGAGUAGGAGAUUUAUACACAGAUCCUCAAAUCCACACAGAGAGCGGAACGGACUUUGGAGAUGGGAACUUAGGGGUACGAGGGAUGGCUUUGUUCUUUCAUUCACACGCAUGCAACAAAAUUUGCAAAAGCAUGGGGCUGACGCCAUUUGACCUCUCGCCAGAGGAAAAAUCGGUUCUGGAAAACAGCAGCAAGUUGUUGCAAUCUGCCCAGACAGUGGUACGUGGCAUAGAAGAGAGAUGUGGCAGCAGUCGGGUGAGGACUAUGUCAGGAAGCCGUCCACCACUCCUGUCUCGCCUCUCAGAGAACUCUAUGGAUGGCAACAUGAGUGAUCCAACAUUUGAUUCUCUGCCGAACUCCCCUUCCCCAGUCACCCCGCAGGGCCACAGAUUUGAUGUGCAUGGUUGGCCUAUUUUCAAUGAAGUUGAUAACCUGAUGCAUGAAGAUAAUAGCAGUCUGGAUAGCCACAGAGAUUCUGAAAAUGGUGGUGACAGCGGCUGUCCCAGUGAAAAGAGAAGUGAAUCUGAUGAAAUGGAGCAUCGAAUCCAUGCAAAUUAUAACCGGAGAAGAUUUGAAUCAGAGUCUGAGGAUAGCUUUGGCAAGAGCAAAUGUCUUUUAAAUAAAGUCUAUGCGAACCCUAAAAACAGCCCCCGGAAUAAACUGGUGACCCAGUUUCAUGCAGCUCAUAUACAUAUUCAUCGACCUUCCUGUGUUGCAGUUGAAAUGCAAAGGCUUAAUGCCCUUGAUCUUGAAAAGAAGAUUGGAAAGUCAAAUCUCGGAAAGGUUCACUUGGCUAUGGUGCGUUACCAUGAAGCAGGACGUUUCUGUGAGAAGGAUCAGGACUGGGAUCAGAAAUCUGCCAUAUAUCAUCUAGAACAUGCUGCUGAUUGUGGAGAACUGGAAGCCAUCAUUGGCCUUGGUCUCAUGUACUGUCAGCUGUCUCAUCAUAUCCUGACUGAAGUUUCUGUGCAGGACACAGAAGAAAACAGAACUAAGGGCUUUAACUAUUUAUUGAUGGCAGCAGAAGCUGGUGACCGUCCUUCUAUGAUACACAUUGCGCGAGCUUAUGACACGGGAAUUAAUCUUACAAAAUACAGGAUACAGGACUGGCAAGAAGCUCUGUUUUGGUACAAUUCUGCUCUGAACAUGACGGAUUAUGAUGAAGGAGGAGAAUAUGAUGGUACCCAAGAUGAACCCAAAUAUCUACUGCUGGCUAGAGAAGCUGAAAUGCUGCUUUCUGGGGGACAUAACUUGGAGAAAGACCCACAACGAUCAGGUGACUUGUACACAGAGGCUGCUGAAGCUGCAAUGGAGGCUAUGAAAGGAAGACUGGCAAAUCAGUACUACCAGAAGGCAGAGGAUGCUUGGGCAGCCAUGGAGGAGUGAUCUGCCCUACUCAGAGCAAAGACAAUGGCAGCUUUAGCUACUCAUCCAAUAAGGAGUUUAUUUUGUAGAUGUUACAAAAAAAUUUUUUCUUUCUGGAUCUCCUUCUUGAUUGUUUACACUGACCAAAAAAAAGAAAAAGAAAAAAAAAAGUGUAUUUUUGUUAGAUGUUGUACAGCGUAUACGAUAGUGUGCAGAUCCAACAGUAGAACCUGUGUGGAAUGACUGUUCCAGUGCAUACCUUAUGUGACAGUAAGUGAUACUGCUGUCUUCUGCUGCAUUGACAAAAUCAAAAGACCUCACAUAAUCUGACUGCUGUCCCAUUACACUCUGAGGUGUAUCACCAUCUCUCAGGAAUAAAGUUCCAGCCACAGUAUCAUCACUUGCUUCUAGCUAUAGUAUAGGGUUGAACUCCUUAAAUAUUCAUUCUAGUACUUGCUAAAUAUUCCAGCACUGAAAUUCCUGUGCCUGUGUUCCCAGCUCCACCCCUCUGCUGAGACCCAUUAAUGGAGAUGUGGAAGACUGAUUAGGCAGAAACAGCCAUACAAAAGGGAAGAGAAAAAACAGGAUUUAUUUUGCUGGAGUUACCUAGAGAAAUUUAGAAGCCAAAUUUCUAUUUUACCCAUUGACAAUUGCCCUUAUAGUGUAAAUGCCAGUUAUGGGUGGACUGACGCCUUUUAAGUAUUGCAAAUUUAUUAGACUUGUGAAGUUUUAAGGUUUCUUACUUUUGCCUCUCUUUCAG